CCCAGUGACUGUGAACAUUUGCCCGGAGUGAGCUUAAGCGAGCGUAGCAGCAGCAGCACCAGCAGCAGCAACAAAUAUUCGACGCGCUCCUCGCUCAGCCAGUGAUGAUGCAAACGCUUAUAACGAUUACGAUUGUGGUGCUUUUACUUCUGCAAACGCUAUCGGGUGCUAGUGCCGUUCCGGCGGAAGAGCAGCUUCUGCUUCCGGUGGCCGCCGAAAGAGUGCGCCGAAAUGCGGUUUGUGAGAAGGUCGGACGUAUCCCGGACUACGGGAGCACCGACUGCAAGACGUACUAUGUGUGCACACCGAACACGCAAGGCUCCCUGAUAGCCAUCCUGUCCCAGUGUCCCUCGUCCUCGGUGUUCUCGUUCGAGCAGCUUAAGUGCGUCCCGUCGGCGAGCUACGUCUGCCCGCUUACGACGAUCGAAGCGGAGCAGUCUACCACGACGAUAGCGUCGACAACAACGACAGUGACGACGACCACGACGACGACUAAAAUACCUGAGCCCGCCUUCGUCUGUCCAGCGACUGGUCGUUUUGCGAAUCCCCAAUCGCUCGAUUGUGGCUCGUAUUAUCUGUGCACACGGAAUACCGAUGGAUCGCUCAUCGCGGUGGUAGUUACUUGCCCGGGGACGAGCAUCUUUGAUCCAGACCUGACAUCGUGCGUAUUGGCGCCCCACUUUUGUGCCCAGACACCGACGACCACGACGACGGAGACGACAGUGGUUACGCCCGGUAGUACGGUGGGCGAUGGAUUCGUGUGUCCGGCUGAGGGACGAUAUGCCAACCUCGAAUCACCCGAUUGCAGCAGGUACUAUCUGUGCUUAGAGUCGGACGGUGCUAUCGUAGCGAACCCAGCCAUAUGCCCAUUGUCGACUAUCUUCUCUCCGAUUGUGCGGCAAUGCGUCGAUAAAUCGUCGUACGUGUGUCCGUCACAAACGCCGGCGCCACCAAUCCAAACGACAACCACUCCGGUAGUGACUACUCGGACAACUCCAACGCCCGCACCGGUUACUACGACCGAAGUGACUCCGCAACCGACUUUCCCGAUUAUAAUUCCAACAACUACAACGUCCAGACCGGUUACUACGACAGCAGUUACUACAUCGUCUACUGAGUCCACCCCGGUUACUACGACCGAAGUCACACCAUCGCCUACUGAGUCCACCCCGGUUACUACGACCGAAGUCACACCAUCGCCUACUGAGUCCACCCCGGUUACUACGACCGAAGUGACUCCGCAACCGACUUUCCCGAUUAUAAUUCCAACAACUACAACGUCCAGACCGGUUACUACGACAGCAGUUACUACACCGCCUACUGAGUCCACCCCGGUUACUACGACCGAAGUCACACCAUCGCCAACUGAGCCGCAAACCAUUACGAUAGUGAUUCCAACGACUACAAUGCCUACCGAGCUCACAACAACCACAGAAGAAGAAGAAGUGACCACCACGACAACCGUCGAAGUGACGACGGUUGAAAUCGAUACAACGCCUGAGACGACAUCUGCGUCGACCGCCGAAGUUACGCUCCCGGAAUCGACCACCACGGAUGCCGAAUCCACGGCAGCGACUACAGAGCAACCGACGGAAACUGAGCCAACACUGACGACUGCAGUUUCUGCUGAAACAACGGUAACCGAUACCUUUGAGUCUACUACCGAGUUUUCAGAAGCUACUACUGACCAGACAGAAGAAAUAACAACUACGGAUACUCCAACAACGACCGAUGUGGAACAAACGACCGCAUCGGAGACGACUUCAGAGGAACCUGCUACAACCCAGGAAGCUUCCACCACCGAAGCGGAGUCAACGACCGAGGAGCAACCCACAACGGAGGAACCAACAACGACGGACAUCGAGACUUCAGAAAUUACCAAAACGGAGCCUCCAACGACAACGGACGCAUCGCCAGAUAUCUUCAUCUGUCCAACCGAAGGCAGAUAUCCCGAUCCGCAGGCGGUAGCGUGUGAAUCGUACAUCCUCUGCAUCACCAACACGCUGGGAACGUUGACACCACUCACGUUCGUAUGUCCUCCGACCACAAUCUUCUCGCUCAUAAUGCAAAUGUGUGUACCGGCGACUACCUACAACUGUGCCGCAACGCCAACCGAUCCACCCACAACUGUCGCUACGUCGACUGUACCGGCUACGACGGAAUCAGUGACACCGAAGCCGUUUGUGUGUCCAGCACCGGGACGGUAUGCCAAACCGGAGUCCAUCUACUGCAAAACCUACUACCUGUGCCUCUACAAUGCCUUCGAUAUUCUCGAUGCGGUCGAGCUAAGUUGCCCAGCCGGAUCCAUCUUUGCCAGGGAGGUCUCCAGGUGUGAACCGGACACCGAAUAUGAGUGUGUAGCUGGCCCAGCGGUCACUACAACCGAGACUUUGAGUUCCACGACCACAACAAGCGAGUCCACGAGUUCGGUAACGCCCGCUUCAAGCACGGCCACAGUGACUGACAGUCCGGCUACCACAACUAAGGCACCGUUCCAGUGUAACGAAUCGGGCAAGUUUGUCAACCCGGACAGCACGGAUUGUACGACGUACAGGUACUGCAUCUCCGCGACGGGUGGUUUCACUCAAUACACCUUCGCUUGCCCAAAGGGCGCGCUGUUCGAUCCCAAUGCCCGGGACUGCUCGGGUGUUUACGUGUGUCAGGUUGGUAAGGAACCGUUCGUGUGUAGCGCACCAGGCAAAUACGUCAAUCAGGAGAGAAACGAUUGUAAAACCUACAAGUACUGUAUCACCAUGGUGAAUGGGUUUGCUGAAUACCUGUUCAGCUGUCCCAAUGGUUCGCUGUACGAUCCAAAUACCCGGCUCUGCUCGGCUACUUACACAUGCCCCCCAGUGUGACCUGUAUAGCUGAGUCGAAUUCAGGCACCUGUAUGUAGUUUCACUGAGCGGUGUAGGGCCUAAAAUUGGUUUCAUUGAGCGUGUGGCACUAUUCCUAUAAUUCGAACUAUUGGUGAAGGAGAAUGUGAUUGUGAACUGUGCCUCUUCACAUCCGUCAAAGUUAAGCAUAAAGUAUACGACUGUAAUAUGUAAUAAAAACAUCCAUGAGGCUUAUCGGCUACCCUAACCUCAAACUCUCUACCUCUCUGUCAUGUAAUGUUAAAAAAUAAAUGAUAGGAUACUGAAUGAGCGAU
Anopheles aquasalis is the source of this 3151-nucleotide messenger RNA. RefSeq names its product mucin-2. Lineage: Eukaryota; Metazoa; Arthropoda; Insecta; Diptera; Culicidae. The record is from RefSeq and is a predicted model, not a curated record. Gene Ontology annotation, molecular function: chitin binding. Gene Ontology annotation, cellular component: extracellular region.